Molecule: messenger RNA, 2018 nt
Organism: Daphnia pulex (common water flea)
Lineage: Eukaryota; Metazoa; Arthropoda; Branchiopoda; Diplostraca; Daphniidae
Product: glucose-6-phosphate exchanger SLC37A2-like
Exons: 3
Coding region: 149-1498 (449 amino acids)
Biological process (GO): transmembrane transport
Cellular component (GO): membrane
Molecular function (GO): transmembrane transporter activity
Source: RefSeq, a predicted model, not a curated record
AAAAUGUCAAUAAAAAGAGAUUUUUUACGUUCCUAAACGUUUCAACAUUAUUAACAUGUGAAUAGUUCCUUGAACAUUUUGUAAAAUAGUAUUUAUUUACCUUGUUCCUCCUUCCGUAAAAAUCUAGUCAACAGCAUUAGGGUAAGCCAUGGAUAUCCUGGCAGAGAGUCAUUGGGCACUGGUCCACCCUCUGCGGUCCAUGUCCAAGAAAUCCUACCGAAUUCUAGUCUUUGUUGUGUUGUGGUUUGGCUUUGGCUCAACGUACCUGUUGAAGAAACCUUUGGGUGUCAUCAAAUCAGACAUUGCCGAGGAUUUGCAUUUGUCAAAGUUUGAACUGGGCAUACUGGACACUGCUUUGCUGCUACCGUAUGCUGUGAUGCAAGUCUUUCUAGGACCUCUAGCCGACCACCAAGGCCCAAGGAAAACCAUGGCCUGUUGUCUCUUCUCGGCAGGACUCUCCAUGGCUUUCUUUGGAUUGGCCAACUCGUUUCACUUCUCCCUCCUGAUGCUGUUCCUCUGCGGCACUUGCCUGGCUCCCACCUGGCCAGCCUGUUCCAAAUGUCUGGCUUCCUACUUUGACAAGCAGAGGGACACCAUCUUUGGCAUUUUCUCGACGGCCGGCUCUGUGGGCGGCAUAUGCGGGACUGGGCUCGCCGUCUGGACAUUGAGCGUUUACGGGUGGCAACUGUCUUAUCUGUUACCGUCCAGCUUUUCCAUCUUGAUGUCCCUGUUAACGCUGGGGCUGGUUUACAGUCCCGAGGAGAUGGGACAGGGCCCAGCUCGGCCGUCGUCGUCGUCGUCGUCCAGUCAAAUAAUCGCCGCUCGUAAAAAGACGUCGACGAUAAAAUCGUGGUUGAGUCUGUGGGCGAUCCCGUUGAUCCCCGAGAUCACGCUGGCCGUUUUCACGCUCAAAGUCGUCCGCUACUGCAUGUACAUGUGGCUGCCGCUGUUCCUGCUCGACUAUUUGAACUACGACAAAGUUCAAGCCGGCCUGAUGUCGACGGCCUUCGAAGUGGGCGGCGGACUGGGCAGCGCUCUGGUGGGUUUCCUGACGCCCAGACUCUUCGCCGGCCGAUCGCUUCCCACGCUCUGUCUAUUGACCAUCUUGAGCAGUUUGUCUUUGCUCCUGUUUGCCCUGACCGCCCAAUUGGGAGCCGCAAUCAAUAUCAUCUGCCUGGUGCUGGCCGGCGCCACCAAUGCCGGACCCGACUCGCUUCUCAGCGGAUCCAUUCCAGCCAGAUUGGGUGAACGAAACGGACUAGGAGCCGGAGCUGCUUUGACAGGACUUGUAAACGGAGCCGGGAGUGUAGGCACGGUCAUCGAGGGUCCCAUCAUUGGUCUGGUUGCCCAUCGCUGGGGAUGGAUGGGCGUUCUCCUGCUAAUGGUGGUGCUGUCAUCGCUAGGAGCUGUGGCUCUGUUACGUGCCGCCUUGAGCGACUCGAGUCAGGCCAGCAGUAACGAUGACGACGACGACGAACCGACAAGCCGCCCAGUCUGACUUUUCUCCUGCCUCCUCUACAACCGCACUAUAAUGGCACCUUAGGCACCUUUAAGAAAUCUAUAAAUAUAUCCAUCGCACAAGUAAAGAAUAAAAAAAAGAACACACAACCGACAACAAUUACCCGAUACAAUGGAGCCCCGCCCGUUGCCAUGACAAUAGGAGAGAAAAAAAAUAGAGAGAUCCCUUCCUUCUUUUCAGCUGCCUCCCAGAGUUUCUUCUCGGUGGAUCUUUCACGACGCCAUUUUCAAUUAUUCACGAAGAAGGUAAACUAAAAAAAAAAAAAGAAGAAGAAAAAAUCGACUUUUCUUUACUUCGCUUAUAGAAACCCCACACGGAGGGUAAGAAAAAAGAGCAACUUGAAUGUGAUGCAUAAUAGAAAAGGGUAGAGAGAGAGAGAGAGGGUCUUUGUUUGAUGUUUUUCUUUGUUGUUGUUGUUGUUGUAUGUGUGUACAGUUUGUAUGUAUGAAUGUAUGUACGUAUGGAAGUUAAGUCGAAAUAAAGUUGCCUUUUUCUUCUU